Molecule: messenger RNA, 1975 nt
Organism: Gadus macrocephalus (Pacific cod)
Lineage: Eukaryota; Metazoa; Chordata; Actinopteri; Gadiformes; Gadidae
Gene: gata1a
Product: GATA binding protein 1a
Exons: 6
Coding region: 179-1507 (442 amino acids)
Biological process (GO): negative regulation of transcription by RNA polymerase II; cell fate commitment; positive regulation of transcription by RNA polymerase II
Cellular component (GO): nucleus
Molecular function (GO): RNA polymerase II cis-regulatory region sequence-specific DNA binding; DNA-binding transcription factor activity, RNA polymerase II-specific; zinc ion binding
Source: RefSeq, a predicted model, not a curated record
AUGUCUAUGGAGCCUUAAACUUCUGUGGUUGUCAGGCAGUUUAAGUAGGCACCCGUUAUCCUGCUGCCCAUCCACUCUGACACCCUAAGCCAGCGACUGAGCCACCGUUCACCUGCAGACCCACCGGCUCACACCGCCUCUUCAUCUACUCUUCAGGUCGCCCUUCUCCGCAGCGAGCAUGGAGGAUUCCUCGGAGCAGUCCCACUGGGGGUCCCCGGCCCUGCUCAGCUCAGACUCCCUGGGGGUCUUCAGCUCGGACACGGGGCUCCUUUCCUCGGUGGAGGAGGGGGACGCCUUCUUCUCCAACCCAGAGGUGGACUACAGCGGCCUGCCCUCCUACUUCUCCAACCCCCCCCACAGCAGAGCCCCGUCGGCCUACAGGAACAGCACGGUUCGUCAGCUGUACAUGUCGCCGUCGCUGCAGAGCAACCUCCAGUGGGUGGAAGGACCGGCCAACCACUCCAUGGGCUCCCCCUACAACCCCCCCACCCCCAGCUGGAGCAACAGCCCCCUGUCCAAGACCCCCCUCCUCCAGCCCACCCCCACCUCCCCCUACACCCCCAUCUCCACCGCCGCCGCCGCCGCCGCCGCCGCGUCCUCCUACGCCUCCCCCAGGGACGGCUACAUGUCCACGGGCCGGGAGGGCAAGGAGAGCCCCUCGGGGCUCCAGGAGGCCCUGAAGGCGGAGAGGCUCAGCCCCACGGGGGGCGCCGCCGCCGGCAGCAGCUUCCUCAACCUGACCUCCGUGGCGGGGGGCAUGUACAGCCCGUCCCCCAACUCCCACCCCCACAUGCUGAGCCCCUACGGCUCGUACAUGGGCUCCACGCAGGACUACAGCGCCGCCGGCCUCUACUGCAGCCCUGGAGGCUGGAUGGGCCCUGGCUCCUACUCCCCCAAGCUCCGCAACAAGAUGAGGCUAUCCCCGCCAGAGGCCCGGGAGUGCGUCAACUGUGGAGCCACCGCCACCCCGCUAUGGCGCCGGGAUGGUACGGGCCACUACUUGUGUAACGCCUGCGGACUGUACCAUAAGAUGAAUGGCCAGAACAGACCUCUGAUCCGCCCCAAGAAGCGACUGAUCGUGAGCAAACGAGCCGGUACGCUGUGUGCCAACUGUCACACCAGCACCACCACGCUAUGGCGGCGCAACGCCAGUGGGGAGCCCGUGUGCAACGCCUGCGGACUCUACUUCAAGCUGCACAACGUCAACCGGCCGCUCACCAUGAAGAAGGACGGCAUCCAGACGCGCAACCGCAAGGUGUCCAACAAGAACAAGAAGAGCAAGAAGAACCUGGGCCAGCCGGCAUCGUACCCAGACAUGAUGCAGCCGCUGGAGGACAACUGCGGGCCCUUCUCCCUGGGGCCCGGCUCCAUGCUGUCCUACGGCCACACGGCCCACCUGAUCCCCACAGCUCCCCACGGCCUGCACUCCUCCGCCCCCAUGUCCUACACGCACUACCCCAGCGCUGGCAUGGUGCCCGUGGGAGGGCUAGGUGUGGGACUGGGCUAGGGUGUGGUCACACCUGCGUGUCGCAACAACAGUGGUGAUUGAUGUAUAGGAUUUCUGUCUGGCUGUUUGUAUGUAUGUAUGUAUGUGUCCACAGUUCUGCACUAGAAUAGAAGGUUGUUUUAUUUUCUAUUUGUUUUUCACUGUAUUUCAGGCCAAGUUGGGGCAUAUUAGAAGGAGUAUGUCAGGUUUUGUUAUAAGGUCAAUACAAUGUUUUUCACAUCUGGUUCAUUCAGGUGCUAAUGGACAAAAUUAUAUUUCCAACAGAAUUGUGUAUCCAUGACAACAAUGUGUUUUUUUUUGUUCAGUUUUACACCUGUAAUUUUUAUAUUGCAGAAUAUGUAACGUUGGUGUAGUCCAAUUUUGCAGAUAUUAAAGCAUGUGUAUUGUCUGAUAUGUUGUUUGUUUAUGGUUUGUUGGUUUGAGUCAAUUCAGUCAAAUUAAAACAAGCACUGGGCAUUUGUUACUUAC